Bipolaris oryzae ATCC 44560 is the source of this 585-nucleotide messenger RNA. RefSeq lists its product as uncharacterized. The coding region runs from base 1 to 585 and encodes 194 amino acids. The record is from RefSeq and is a predicted model, not a curated record. Lineage: Eukaryota; Fungi; Ascomycota; Dothideomycetes; Pleosporales; Pleosporaceae. The transcript has a single exon.
AUGCGCUUCACCCUCCCCAUCGCGCUCCUCGCCUCGGCAUCAGCCGCCCUACCUGCCCCUCCCUCGGGCAAACCCACCACCACCCCGCCGGCGGCGCCAGCAUCCGCCAUUCUCAAAGCCCUCGCGGGCACCUACGCCCUCGUCAACACCUCCAGCACGCUCAACAACGAACCCGUCCCUGACGCCACCUACGGCGCCGCUCCCGUCGGCACCCUCAUCUACACGGCCUCGGGCUUCAUGAGCGCCACCAUCACCGCUACCGAAAAGGCUUUUCGCCCAUUGGUUUCGUUCCCCUUCCGCGCCAACGAGUCCGACGCGGAUUGGGCGCUGGUCGGCAAGCACAGCAUUGGGUAUUCGGGUCCGUUCAGGAUCAACACCGAGCUUCCUGCGACGGAGAGCGAGGGACAGGUAUUUCAUGGGCCCUUGACGGUGGCGAAUGUGCCGACAAUGGUGGGGCAGGAGCAUCGGAGAAACUAUACAAUUGUGGAGCAAGAGGAAGGGGGCAAGACGGUCAAGUAUUUGAAGAUUGGGAGUGAGCGUGGGGGUGGUUUCCGGGGUGUGCUUUGGUGGAAGAGAGUUGAUUAA